CUUUCCUUUCCAUUGUUUACAAUAAUCACUUCUCUUUUAUCUUUUCCCAUCAAAACAAAAAAUGGACACAACCAACAAUCUUGAAAUUAUCCAUGAUGUUUUUCCUUAUUUACAAGUGUACAAAAAUGGAACUGUCAAAAGACUUGUAGGUACUGAAUUUGCACCAGCAACCUAUGAUCCUCAAACUGGUGUUUAUUCCAAAGAUGUUUUAGUUAAUCCUAAAACUGGCGUUUCAGCCCGGAUUUACAGAACAAAUUCAGCAACAAUAUCACAGAAACUUCCUUUAGUCGUUUACUUUCAUGGUGGAGCAUUUUGUAUAUCAUCUGUUGGUGAUCCUAAGUACCAUGAUUCUCUCAAUGUGUUUGUGUCCAAAGCUAAUGUUGUUCUUGUCUCGGUUGAUUAUAGAUUAGUCCCAGAACAUCCUCUUCCAACAGCUUAUAAUGAUUCUUGGGAUGUUCUUAAAUGGGUUGCUGCACAUAACUCAAAACAUGGGUCUGAAGUUUGGUUGAAUGAGCUUGUUAACUUUGAUAGUGUGUUCUUGGCUGGAGAUAGUGCAGGUGCUAAUAUUUCACACUUCCUGGCAAUCAGAGCUGGAAAAUCAGAUGAAGCUUUAGGAAUGAAGGUUUCUGGGAUGCUCAUGAUUAGUCCAUAUUUCUGGGGAGAAAAACCUAUUGGUAUAGAGGUUAAAGAUCCAAGAAAAGCAAUGGUGGAUAAAUGGUGGGAAUUUGUUUGUCCAUCAAAUAAAGGAAAUGAUGACCCUUUGAUCAAUCCUUUUGUUGAUGAAGCACCAAAGCUUGAAGAAGUGGCUUGUGAUAGGAUUCUUGUUUGUGUUGCAGAGAUGGAUAUUCUCAGAGACAGAGGGAUAUUGUACUAUGAAUCAUUGGUGAAGAGUCAGUGGAAAGGAAAAGCAGAAAUUAUUGAAACUAAAGGGGAAGAUCAUGUUUUCCACAUCUUUAAUCCUACCACUGAGAAAGCACUUGAUUUGGUCAAAUGUUGGGCUGUUUUUAUUAAUGAAAAGUAACCGCCCUGUGAUGGUGAUAUGUUGCUUUAGGCAAAUUCUUGGGUUGCUAAUAGGAGAAAAUGUAGUUGUCAGCUUGUCAUGUCAAAAUUUGUAUAAUUAUAAACUCCACCUGUUUCAUUCCAAUGUAAACUUUUUUUUCAUUCUAAUGUAGACUUUUCUAUUUGUCUUUAA
Nicotiana tabacum (common tobacco) is the source of this 1192-nucleotide messenger RNA. RefSeq names its product putative carboxylesterase 2. Gene Ontology annotation, molecular function: hydrolase activity. NCBI's taxonomy places the organism in Eukaryota, Viridiplantae, Streptophyta, Magnoliopsida, Solanales, Solanaceae. The record is from RefSeq and is a predicted model, not a curated record.